Molecule: messenger RNA, 1351 nt
Organism: Desarmillaria tabescens
Lineage: Eukaryota; Fungi; Basidiomycota; Agaricomycetes; Agaricales; Physalacriaceae
Exons: 4
Coding region: 230-1159 (309 amino acids)
Source: RefSeq, a predicted model, not a curated record
CACCACCUUACGCCCCAGGGUCGCGUUCAGUAGCAACUUUUUCUCUAUUCGAGGCACUGCGACUAUAGGCGAUAUAAUAUGGCUGCAUAACGCAUAAGUACGGUCGACACCAAAAAAUCAGACUUCACCUCCAUCGCUGUCACGGUUCAAAAAAGGGCGAAAUAGCUCAAUAUAUGCGCUCGCCUUCUUCGCCUGCAUUCCUUUAUCUGCUGAUUCGAUAUUUUCUAUCAUGUCUCUCGAUAGCGCUAAACUGGGAGACUCUUCUCUUCACCAGGAUACUCAGAAAGCUCCCGCCUUUUCUCUACCUGCUUGUCCACCUCCCCGCUGGUCAGACUUCUAUCAGAUACCUAUCGAGAACGAUAUCAUAGAUGGCACGGACUGGAUCGAUUUCUUAUGGGAAGUCCUACACCGCGCAACUCCUCCCACGUAUCGUGCUUCCAAGUCCUUUGCUUUCACGUUUAGGAGAUUAGGCGAGCAUGUCACCGAUUUUCAUAUAUCCAAAUUGUCCCUCAUCUGGUUCUUGACCAAUUCGAUCCGAACAAAAACACUUCAUGCCAUCUACGACAUCCUCGAACACUGGGGAUACCUUGAAAGUGCUUGUCCUGGGCUUAUCGACGACAUUCUUCAAGAAAUCAAAGUCAACGCUUCGGAUACAAUGACAUUCAGUGUCGACCUUCGCCAUCGAUGCCAAACUGCUGGGCUGGAAUUAGAUCACAAGAUGCGGAUGUUGCAAGCGAUAGUUAACAGGCAACACAGAGAUUUUAACCCUAAGAACCUCCUUAAAACUAUCGCGUAUCUAAUCUGCGGAGCGCUUGCCAUAUUUGCCUUGGUCCUUGUUCCACUUUUGCCCUGGGUUUCCUCCGAGUCUCCAAUCGAUACCUGGUUACCCUACAUUGGACUAAUCGGCUUGCACAUGAUUCCAACCGCAUCACGUGCAUAUUCGCCAGCACUCGAUAUUGCCUACAGGAUCGACGACUUGAAUACCAAGACAUUCCAGCUGAUUUGGGCUGUGAGAGACGUGGCAGGAUUGCUGACCCUCAUAUCCGAAUCCGAAAGUUCACCGUUGUCCGAUGUGUUGCACGCAGAGCGGUUCCUAAAGGCUUUCCAGACGUCGGUAUGCUAUGUUCCUCUCAUUUCUUUCUGUCGUUCAUUCGAGUGACUACCUUGUCAAGUUUCUGGGAGGACGUCAAGAGUUAUCAGAUCUCCGCUCGUGGCUACAACAGUUACCUAGCUGGACUGACAAAAAUUUCAACGCACAUCAUUGGACCGACCGCCACGUUGCCUCCUCUCGUGAUAACAAUUUGCUCCCCACCCACUAUAUCGUUUACCGGGUACCGUCGACUCACACCCG